This is a messenger RNA of Fusarium venenatum, 2361 nucleotides long. Its product is annotated as anaphase-promoting complex subunit 5-domain-containing protein. Lineage: Eukaryota; Fungi; Ascomycota; Sordariomycetes; Hypocreales; Nectriaceae. Gene Ontology annotation, biological process: protein K11-linked ubiquitination; anaphase-promoting complex-dependent catabolic process; positive regulation of mitotic metaphase/anaphase transition. The record is from RefSeq and is a predicted model, not a curated record. Gene Ontology annotation, cellular component: anaphase-promoting complex. Gene Ontology annotation, molecular function: protein binding.
AUGGCCCGAUAUCUCAACCCGGCCAAAAUCGGCCUUCUCGCCCUCGUAGAGCUCUAUGUUGAAGACGCCGUGCCGAGUGAUGCUAUCUUACCUGUGCUGUCUUUUGUCACUUCUCAUCUCAUGGACUACACUCCUUCAAAAGCUUCCGCCGACCAGUCCGAGAGAUGGAGCAAAGCAGAGCGCACUGUUGGGCUCGUCAUCAGCAUCAAAGAUUUCGAAAAACUCCUCGGAAGCUACCCUUUUCUGAUGGGUAUGCCUGGACGAAGAUUAUGGGACCAGUUCCUCGGCAAGCUUUGGGAUAUCAACUCCUUAGAUGCGCUCCACAACUUCUUUGACAACUUGUCUGGGAUGCUGGCCAAGACAAAGGAGGAGCGAAAGAGACUGGCUGAAUUGGGCCAGCCCGUAGAAGAGGAGGAAGGCAUCAAGCUCUCCCCAAACUCUCCUUUUGGAACAUUCGUACGGAGAGCAAGACUUGAAUACCAACGACUACAAUUUCACGACUGUACAGAGUUGUGGAAAAACUUUGUACGAUAUCGACAACCAACUGCCUCUUAUCUGAAGCGCAAAAUCCCCGGAUUUGGGCGACUGAGUUUUGACAACGUUCUUCUGAUGGGUGAACAAGAGGACUGGGAUCACCAGAGUGUCAUGGCAUUGGCUUCAGUGGCUUAUGGCGACAUGCUCACAGGAGACCAGAGCGGGUCACUCCCCGUGAGCACCGACGACAUUGAGAGUCUCCUGGAAUUCCAGAUCGAGCAGAUGCAGAAAUUUGGCAACAGAGUACCUCUCGAGAUCCGCCAUCAGUUUCACGACCUACUCAAUGAUAGUUACCUUGUCCCCAGUCUGACACACUACCUCAAGUUUCUUGACUCAUGGAGAGCUGGGGAUUAUCCCACUGCAUUCGAUUAUCUUCACAGAUACUUCGACUACACUAUGCAGAAUCGAGACCGUCUGUUUUACCAGUACGCUCUGAUGAAUCUUGCUGUCCUGCAAGCCGACUUUGGCUGCCACAAAGAAGCAGUGGCUGCCAUGCUCGAAACCGUUUCGACAGCCCGAGAGAACCGCGACAUGACGUGUCUCAACUUUGCCUUGAACUGGCUCUUCCACUUUGGUCGUGCACAUCCUGACCUUGUCCACAACCUGGAAUCUAAUAGUAUGCUUGGUACGGGCAAAGAAAGCUUGGCCUUUCUCAGAGUCAAGGCCAAGGAGACAGGCAUGUGGACAUUGUGGAGCUCGGUUCUGCUCAGCGAAGCCAAACUCGGACUUCUCAACGGCGACAGUGUGGCCACAGCGUUUGAGUCUAUAGUCCGAAGCUCGCACAUCAUAGUCGAGAGAAACAUGAAGAAUAUGUUUGGCUCUCAUUUCUCGCUCACCUCGGCACUAUGGGAUAGACUUGGGCUAUCGACUCUUUCGUCCGCUACUUGCGAGGUCUUCCUGAGAUGCCAUGCCCGCAACGCCAUAUUUGACGAUGAGCUUAAGCUUACUUGCCGCCUUGCUCUUUUACUAGCAUUGCGUGGUCGUUAUGAUGAAGCAUUAAGCAAAUUGGAACAAUUGGAAGAAAACUCUUUACGAUCUUGGAAACCAAGCCAAUACUGGCACAAGUAUCGAGGAAUCACCAAGCUCAAGAGAGACCUUCAUCAUAACAACCUGGAAGGAGCUGAGAGACUGCUAUCUCAGGUCCUACAAUCUAAGAUGGAUGACCUCGAACCUGACAUGGCAUUUUUGGUCGAUACUCUACACAUCGACUAUCUUACUCGUCGGGGAGACCUGCAAGCAGCUUUUUCCAAGGUCGACGACAUGAUGUCGCAACUCCAAGACGAGAAGAAGGAUGUCGUUCUUCGAGUCAAACUCCUACUACUCAAAGCCUCUCUUCUCGACAAGUGUGGCCGGCCUCAGAGGGGAUUCACAACUGCUCUGCGAGCUGCAAGCAUUUCGUGGGGAGCUCGUCUCAUUCCUUGUCUCUGGCAGGCGAUUGGAUCUGUGUCGAACAUUCUGAUUUCGCUGGGAGAAUUCGAGGCCGCCUCUCAACUUUUGCUGGCUAUCAUUCCUCGCUCUUUAGAGUGUGAGACCGCAAGCCUGGCAGCUCAGCUUUACAGUUAUCUCGCUGAUGCCAAUAUGGGACUUGCUGGAAAAUUCGAGCCCAGGUCAUCGAAACGAACGGAAUACAUGACCAAGGCUCUCGCUGCUAUACAGAAAUCUUUUGACCAUUACUCAAGUAUCGAAGACAUCAACAUGCAAUGUCAAAUGAUGGCGAAGAAGGCUAUGAUCAUGAAGUUAAUGGGGGAUCUAACAUUGGCAGCAGAUUACGCUGCGGCGUACGUAUCACUCAAGAAGACUGCUGAAUCACUCAGUCUCGAAGGGUAA